This is a messenger RNA of Letharia columbiana, 411 nucleotides long. RefSeq lists its product as uncharacterized. Lineage: Eukaryota; Fungi; Ascomycota; Lecanoromycetes; Lecanorales; Parmeliaceae. Bases 1 to 411 code for a protein of 136 amino acids. The record is from RefSeq and is a predicted model, not a curated record. The transcript has a single exon.
AUGACGAUCCUCUUCAACCAAGACCUACUGAAGGUUUGGUAUCCUGGGAUUGAUCAAGGAGGCGGUCAAUCUCAACACAAAAAUCAGCCACUAAAAUUGUUUUCCAAUAUGAACCCUGACUUCGUCUUCUUGUGGCAAUUUGAACUUGACGUCCGCUAUACAGGGAACUGGUACAAUAUUCUCGAGAAUGCCGAGUCGUGGGCUCGCAAACAGCCACGCAAGCUUCAGUUUGAACGAGCUGCCAGAUUCUACAUCCCUUCUUACCACGGUACUUACGCCAGCUUCUCGGACACUGUAGAGGCCGCCAACCCAGACGGUGGUGUCCGGGGUCCUGUACGAAGCUGGGCCGUCCCAAGAUCUCUCGGACCUAAAUUUCACAGGAAGACAGCAGCAGAAGAUGAUUACUCCUGA